AUGUUCCAGCCCUGUGACCACACCUCCUUCCUGCUGCAGGCUCUGGAUGAUGGGAUCUUUGUGUUUUUUGCCGGGGAAAUGGUGGUGAAGAUGGUGGCUCUCGGGGUCAUAGGUCAGAGCGGUUACCUAGGAGACACAUGGAACCGAUUGGACUUCUUCAUUGUUAUAGUGGGAAUGCUGGAGUACUCACUUGAUGGACACAACGUCAGCCUAUCAGCUAUCAGGACCGUCCGGGUUCUCCGCCCACUGCGAGCCAUCAACAGAGUUCCCAGUAUGCGUAUCCUGGUGACCCUCCUCCUAGAUACGCUUCCCAUGCUGGGCAACGUGCUGGCACUGUGCUUCUUUGUCUUCUUCAUCUUCGGUAUCGUUGGUGUGCAGCUGUGGGCAGGGCUACUGAGGAAUCGUUGUUUCAUGGGAGAGGAUGUCAAGAUGAAAUAUAACAUUUCCUUCCUGAGUGGCUACUAUCGGCCAGAUGGGACUGAUGACCACCCUUUCAUCUGCUCAACGGAAAGAGAUAACGGGAUGCUUCGUUGCUCUGAUGUGCCUCGCCGCCGUGUGGCCGGGACUUCCUGCUUCCUUGGUGCUGAGGAGGCCCGUCCAGAGAUGGGACCUAGUAUAGAUGAACCAGUGUCAUGUGUAAACUGGUACCAGUUUUACAAUGAGUGUCGAGCCGGGGAAAUAAACCCACACAAAGGAGCUAUUAACUUUGAUAACAUUGGAUAUGCAUGGAUCGCCAUUUUUCAGGUAAUUACCCUAGAAGGUUGGGUAGACAUCAUGUACUACGUUAUGGAUGCACAUUCUUUCUACAACUUCAUCUACUUCAUCUUCCUCAUUAUAGUGGGCUCCUUCUUCAUGAUCAACCUGUGCCUGGUUGUCAUAGCAACCCAGUUUUCUGAAACAAAGCAGAGAGAACACGCCUUAAUGAAAUCGGAGCAGCGCGCCCGGCAGCUCCACCAAUCAGCUUCCACACUGGCCAGCGACAGCCAACCGGGAAGCUGCUACGAGGAGAUCAUCCGCUACGUGGCGCACCUGGGUCGCAAGGCGUGGCGACGACUGUCUCGCUUCUUCACUCAGACACACACAUACUUUCACUGCGUGUGCGUGUGCCAGAAAGACAGAUGCGGUAGAGCUGCCAGAGGGGGCGGAGCUGGGGAAAUGAAUGGACUUGCUCACCGGCACUCAGGCCACGCGCCCAACGACCUGUCACACCUUCAUCAGCUUUAUCAUCACCAUCACCAGCAUCAUCACCAGCAUCAUCACCAGCAUCAUCACCCUCAGUCUGAGCCUACUGUCAGUAAUGGAGGAAAUGGCUUUAAUUACCCCUUCAUAUCGCCCCUCUUCAGUCACUUGGAUGCAAAGGGCCAGGACCAAAAGAGGCUGGUUGCCGCGGAGACGGUCAACAGACUACCGCAGCUAGUGGUGGAUCAUGGUGGAUGCGCUGGGCAUCCUGCGUUACCGUUGCCAGGUGAAGUCCCAGGAGAGUCCUCAGUAUGCCCGUACUGCAUCUACUACAACCAACUUAGUGACAACGAAAAUCUUAAUGAGCAGACUGAAGACCAGCAUCAUGGGUACAACUCAUGCCAUGGCAACAGCCCGUGUCACAGUAACAGCCCAUGCCAUUGUAGCAGCCCAUGCGGCGGUGAUGCACAGGUGUCUGAGCCAAGGAAAAGGCUGUGGGAGCAUUGCUGGGCGGGACUCCGAACUAAACUGGAUCUCAUUGUUGGCAGCAGAUACUUCAACAGAGGAAUCAUGAUUGCCAUCCUUAUUAACACACUGUCGAUGGGCAUAGAGUACCAUGAACAGAUCCUCACCCAGGAGGACUGGAACGCGGUGCUCUAUAACGGGAUGGCCUCUACCACGCCGUUGGCUGCCCUCUAUUUUGUAGCCCUAAUGACCUUUGGCAACUACGUUCUCUUCAACUUGCUUGUAGCCAUUUUGGUUGAGGGCUUUCAAGCUGAAGGUGAUGCCAACAGAUCUGAGACAGAUGACGAGAGACAAUCACUGUCUUACGAGGACGAGGAGAAGUUGAGAGAGCUGUAUGCUGCAGAGCUUAAGAUCCAGGCCAUGAUGCUGAGCCCCAAUGGUCUCCUGAACCCAAAAGCCUCCAUGCCCCACCCUCCUCCUCCUCCUCUGCCGGUGAUCACACACACUGCAGCCACGCCCACCAUAAACUCCAGCCAGUCACGCCGGGCGAGUGCCGCUUCCACUGACAUCAACAGCCUUGAGCAGAGGUCACCGCUGUCUUCACAGUCUCUCUGGGACAGUGGGCCAGAGAGCCGUCGCUCCAGCUGGACCAGCAUGGGCCGAGCCCCCAGCCUCCACAGGAAGAGCCAGUCGGGGGAAAUGGAGUCCCUGCUGUCCGACACACACACAAGCUCCAACCUCAGCAGCAGGGAGCAAUCUCUGGACCAGCCGGAGUACCUGCAGGUGCCCAUGUUCCACCCGCCCGACUGCAAUGGCACCACCUUUCACCUACCUGAACACUGCUACGACGAUGCUCCCCUCACCACAUAUUACCACAGUGAUCAGGAAGAGGACGAGAUUGAGGAGAGUUUAUGUAAGAAGCUGAAGAAGAUUCUGGAGCCAUAUGAGCCUCAGUGGUGCCUGGAGCAUGAAGAGUGGUCUCUUUAUCUGUUCGCUCCACACAACCGGUUCAGGUUGUGGUGUCAGAGGGUCAUAGGUCACAAGAUGUUUGAUCAUGUCAUCCUCCUCUUCAUCUUCCUUAAUUGUAUCACCAUUGCCCUGGAGAGACCUGACAUAGAGCCCAACAGCAUGGAGCGGGUGUUCCUCAGUGUGUCCAAUUACAUCUUCACUGUGAUCUUCGUGGGUGAAAUGAUGAUCAAGGUGGUGGCUAUGGGUCUGUACUUUGGAAAUGGCGUCUACCUGCAGAGCAGCUGGAAUAUCUUAGACGGACUGCUGGUGUUUGUGUCGAUGGUGGAUAUCCUGGUCUCCAUUGCAUCAGCAGGUGGUAAUCGGAUCUUAGGUAUCCUCCGUGUGCUUCGUCUGCUCCGCACACUGCGACCUCUAAGGGUGAUAAGUCGAGCUCCUGGUCUAAAACUAGUGGUGGAGACUCUGAUCACAUCUCUCAGACCCAUUGGGAAUAUUGUCCUCAUCUGCUGCGCUUUUUUCAUCGUGUUUGGAAUUCUGGGAGUCCAGAAUGGGAACCAGCUGGACCUCGCCAUCGUGUUGUUGUCCAUCAUGGGAAUUGCACUGGAGGAAAUAGACCUGAAUGCCUCCCUCCCUAUCAACCCCACCAUCAUACGCAUCAUGAGAGUCCUAAGGAUAACAAGAGUGCUGAAGCUGCUGAAGAUGGCUACGGGUAUGAGAGCUCUGUUGGACACAGUGAUGCAAGCUCUGCCUCAGGUGGGGAAUCUGGGUCUGCUCUUCAUGUUGCUGUUCUUCAUCUAUGCAGCUCUGGGAGUUGAGCUCUUUGGAAAACUGGAGUGUUCAGAUGAAAACCCAUGUGAGGGUCUUAGUCGCCACGCUACCUUUGACAACUUUGGCAUGGCUUUCCUCACCCUCUUCAGGGUGUCUACUGGGGACAACUGGAAUGGGAUUAUGAAGGACACGCUGCGAGAGUGUCGCCCGCAGGAUCGCCACUGCCUCACCUACCUGCCCCUGAUCUCUCCCGUUUACUUUGUCACCUUCGUCCUAACUGCUCAGUUUGUGCUGGUCAACGUGGUCGUAGCCGUUCUGAUGAAGCACCUUGAGGACAGCAACAAGGAGGCUCAGCUGGAGGAGAUGGAGGAGAGGGAGGAGAAGAGGGAGAGGGAAGAGAUGAAAGAGCGGGAAGAGAUGAGGGAGAGGGAGGAGGCCAACAGACGACUCAGCACUGCGUCUGUGGGCGGAGACCUGGGGCCAAGUGUGGACACACCUGCACAGGUGCAGGUUGAGGAUGAGGAGUGUUCCCAUGGAAACCUGCUGAGCAUGGGACGCAUGCUGUCUCUCCCCAGCGACAGCUACGUUCAGCCACUCAGAUGCUCCCCUUAUCCUCCCAUUGGCCAUGAGGCCUACUCUGGCUACAGCUUCUCAGGCUCCAUGUCAUCUCUGGCCUCCAGUGGAGGCGGCUCACUGCUGCAGGUCCCAGGAGCUCUGCCAGUCAUCAGCCAUGCUUCACUGGGGCAAGGACGCAGCUUGAGGCCAAAGAUCUGCCUGAGCACCACUCAGAGCAUCGACAGACACUCCCCACACAGACUCAGUCCAGCCGACAGUAUAGAAGGAUACAGGUCUAGUCCAGCUCACAGAAUAAACAGACACAGACUCAACUCAGCUCAUAGUAUCGAUGGAUAUAGGUUCAGCCCGGCCCAUCGGAUAAACAGACACAGACUCAGCUCUACUCACAGUAUGGAUGGAUACAGGCUCAAUCCAGACCACAACACAGACAGACCUAAACUCAUGUCCAGCCACAGUAUAGACAGACAUUCCUCACUCAGACUGAGUCCAUCCUGCAGUGCCAGCAGACGUCCUUCUCAGUGGCUCAGUCCUGAAGACAGUUUAGACAGAAACAUGCUAAGUCCCUCCUACGUUCCGGAUAGUUCAGUCCUAAAGAGGCCACCAUCCUUCCGUACAGCAAGCAGACAGUUACGGAGACAGGAGGCUGUGCGCUGUGACUCUCUGGAUCAGAGCGGUUCUACUGACGACCUGGCAGAGCCUCACCUCACUGUGCCCGCCAUCUCUUCCACACCUCCACGCCAGCGAUCGUCCAGUGUACACACACUGAAAUAUACACACCCCCAGAGGGUCAUCUCAUGCAGGAGCCACAGCCGGAGCCACAGUGAAACCACUGGGCAAGAACAUGUACCUGAGCCGGCCAUCUGUGGCUCGCAGCCUGAAACAGAUGUCGAGAAGAGGUCUGUCAGCCCACAGAGCCUGUCCAGUCUGAAGUUCCCCAGCGGUGAAUCCACCCUAUCAGCUCCGCUCUGCAGCUCCAGAGCGGCCAGCCCCGGCCCUGGCUCCGAUCCCGGCCCCCAAUUGGAUGACACAGACGAGGAAGUCAGCCGCAUUAACAGUUCUGUUCACACACACUCACAACUUCCUCCCAGCCCCUCACACAAAAGCAGACACCUCUCCCCGAGCCCCGGGGAGCACAGGAGCCGCCUCAGCCAAUCAAUGUCUCCGGUGUCGGGUAGGAACAGGAAGCAGAGGGUUAGCCCGCCGCCAGGAGAGGAGCCGGUUACUACGGCAACCCAGCUAAUGGACAGCAGUGUGGAGCUGAGAAGGCGGACUCUAUCAUUUGAUGCCACAACCCUCUCUCCUAAUGAACCAGAGGGAAGUUCUGUGGACGACUAAACAAACUCAGUGACGCUGGAUUGGUUUUUCUCUGACGUGGAGGAGCCUGAUGUGCUGCGGAAGCACACGGGAGGGGUGGGAGCCGCAAUCCAAAACAGGGAGGAUACCUGGUUUCCUGUUUUGGGCCCCGCCCCUCACCUCACCUCGUCCCGUCCAAUCACAAAAUUUUCACAGGGUGUUUGAGCAGAACUCUUUCACACUGUGUGUGUAUGAGUGUGUAUGUGUUCAAAGACCCUUAGUGCAAUUUGCACAGAAGAUGCACACAAGAAGACGUUUCCUUUUCUUCUAUCAUAGUCCUAGCUUUAGUUCAGACAUAGUGGUCACUCCCCUGCUAUAUUUACUCGAACUCUAACCUUCCCCUUGCUUGCUCUCCUCCCUCUGCCCUCACUCUCAUCUUUUCCUUGCACCUCAAGCCUUGGUCAGAGUACAAGACAAAAUUACCCAAAAGGUGCAGUACGGAUUAAGCUAGUGACUAAUCUGCUCGUGUACACAUGCACAUAUUGACAAAAAGAUAACUAGGGACUGCAACUAAUGGUUAUUUUAAUCUGCAGAUUAUUGAUAAAUCAAUUAAACCUUAAACUGUCUAUAAAUCAUUAAGAAUAGAAAAAUGUUCAUCAGAGUGUCCAAAGUCCUUAGACAAGGAAAAGCCACAAAUCUUAAUGUUUGAGUGGCUUGAACCAUCACAUAUUUGUCAAAAAAGCUGCAGUUAUUAUAUCAAUUUCUGUUGACCGACUAACCAACCAGUUUUUUCAGCUUGACACACUGCAUCUCAUUCAGUCUAAUGAUAAUCUUAAACUGUUUAAGUAAAAUUCCCUAAUUUCUAGCUCUGUGGUGCAGAAAUUAUAGUUUAUGUUUACAGGAAAAAUACAUUUUUAAGUGAUAAACUUACAAACGUUAAAGCUGACAACAAAUUUUAUAUGUAAAUGCUUAGUUUCUAAUUGCACGCUUAUAUAGAUUGCUGCAGGCACAUUUUAAUAGAGACGUAUUCCUCCAACAAAACAAAUUGUACAGCAGCUUAUUACAAGUGGAGCAAAAUGAGAAUCUUAUGUCUAACCGAGUGGGAGGUUUUGUUUUUUAAUAUGACUAAUCUUCCUAUUUUUCGUACCUCUUAAUCUGCAGUAAACUGCCACUGGACGUUGCCUGAUCAUUCUCAGAUUGCAGUCUUUCCUAGCCAAACAAAACAUAGACAUCUUUGUGAUGUUUGAGAAACUUCCCACGCCUGAAUCCUCCCAACCCUGACAGUCAGAAAAAUCAAUUUGCGCUUAGAGCCUCUGAGUUAAAAUCGUGUAGUGUGACCUAGGCUUUAGUAGUUUUCUACCUCGCUUUUUCCUGAUCCCACCCAUUCGAAUGUUCAGUCAGCUUAGUUUCACACCCCUUCCACUUUCCUUUUCUCUGUCUUAGUAUUCUCAGGGUAGAGGUAGUUCAGACGCAGGUGAGUAUGAAGCAUGUGAUCACAGGUCUGCAGAGUUAGAUUGCCCCCUGCUGUCUGAAGCUGGAGCUGGCCCGUCUCCCCUGAUGUUUGAAGACAUUAUACUGUACGGGUGCGUGUUGUAAUGUAGACAGAAGCAGAUGUACAGAAGGGCUUAUUCAGGUGAUAUAAUAGUGUGAAAAAACUUUGUAGGCUAAGAUUAUAUUUUAUUAACACAGCAGGGAUGAUAUGAGAACUACAAAGGUGAAUUUCUACAUUUUUGAAUGUCAAUUUAUCUGCUGGUGCCAGUGAUGAUGAGGGUGGAUGAUGGACGAUGUCAGCGUUAUAGGAUGUUGAUUAUAAUGAUGAUGAUAAGGAUGACUCUGGAUGAUGCAAAUGUUCAUAAUAUUGUAUAAUGUUCCUGCAGAAUGAAAGCAGGGAUUGACAUUCAGUAAGCUCACCUGCAGAUACAUUAUUGGACA
This is a messenger RNA of Morone saxatilis (striped sea-bass), 7179 nucleotides long. Its product is annotated as voltage-dependent T-type calcium channel subunit alpha-1H-like. Gene Ontology annotation, molecular function: low voltage-gated calcium channel activity; voltage-gated sodium channel activity. The record is from RefSeq and is a predicted model, not a curated record. NCBI's taxonomy places the organism in Eukaryota, Metazoa, Chordata, Actinopteri, Moronidae. Gene Ontology annotation, biological process: membrane depolarization during action potential; sodium ion transmembrane transport; neuronal action potential. Gene Ontology annotation, cellular component: plasma membrane; neuron projection; voltage-gated sodium channel complex. The transcript has 25 exons. Bases 1 to 5289 code for a protein of 1762 amino acids.